AUGACAGCAGCAAAAGUUUUGCAAUGUGGGUUUUAUUGGCCUACGUUAUUUAAAGAUGCUAGUGCCUUUGUAAAGAGCUGUGAUCAUUUCCAAAGGACCGCUCUAUGCGCUCGUUAUGGAUUUCAUCAUCGCAAGACCUUGUUCUAUCAUCCACUUGCAAAUGGUCAAGCAGAAGUGUCAAAUCGGGAAAUAAAAAGCAUCUUGGAGAAGAUUGUAUGUCAUUUAUCGGUGGAACUUGAGCAUAGAGCUUACUGGGCAAUAAAAAAACUGAAUGCUGAUCUCUUUAUGGAGGGACAGAAUAGGCUUCUAGAGUUGAAUGAGCUCGAUGAAUUUCGAAUUGAACCCUAUGAGAAUGCAAAGAUUUAUAAAGAAAAGUCUAAGUCAUUUCAUGAUAAAAGGAUAAUUAAGAUGGAUUUCCAACCGGAAGACAAGUUGCUAUUAUUUAAUUCUCGAUUGAAGCUUUUUUCGGGAAAAUUAAAGUUGAGAUGGUCGGGACCAUACACAAUUGUAGUCUCAUUUCCUUACGGAGCAAUGCAAGUUCAUAGCGAGAAGACAGGACACUUUAAGGUGAAUGGUCAGUGA
Humulus lupulus (European hop) is the source of this 582-nucleotide messenger RNA. RefSeq lists its product as uncharacterized. Bases 1 to 582 code for a protein of 193 amino acids. The record is from RefSeq and is a predicted model, not a curated record. The transcript has 3 exons. NCBI's taxonomy places the organism in Eukaryota, Viridiplantae, Streptophyta, Magnoliopsida, Rosales, Cannabaceae. Gene Ontology annotation, molecular function: nucleic acid binding.